Molecule: messenger RNA, 767 nt
Organism: Dicentrarchus labrax (European seabass)
Lineage: Eukaryota; Metazoa; Chordata; Actinopteri; Moronidae
Gene: siva1
Product: SIVA1, apoptosis-inducing factor
Exons: 4
Coding region: 79-591 (170 amino acids)
Biological process (GO): extrinsic apoptotic signaling pathway
Molecular function (GO): CD27 receptor binding
Source: RefSeq, a predicted model, not a curated record
CCUUACAUUUUUCCCGCAACAAACAAGUGUGGAAGUCCGGAGGCGCACAGAGGGACUUUUUUUUUUUACACAGCCAAAAUGCCAAAACGAGCUUGUCCUUUCCCUGAAACCUUCUCCUCUCAAUACAAAAUACACAUCGGACAACAGGAGCUGAACAAUUACGGCGUGUUUGGGAACAAAUACAGGCAAGAAAUCUAUGCAAAGACAAAGAAUUUGCUCUUUAACGGCGCCAAGGCAGUGAUGGGCAAAAUAUGGACUGGAGAGGAGAUGUGCACCGACCCACAGCCCGCUGGACAAGCUGAGACACCUACAUGCAGCCAGGCACUACUGAGAGGACAGACACUAAUUGGACAUGAUGGGAGACUGACAAGAGCCAAUGGUGCACAAGGUGAGGCAGUGGCUCUUACAGGCUGCUGUGUGUGUCAGAAGAGCCAGGGGUCCAGGACACCAUGCUCCCAAUGUGACCGUCUAGCCUGUUCCUCCUGUACCCGACAGUGCUCCAGCUGCUCCAGUGUCUGCUGCUCUGUCUGCACCAUCAUAGAUUACAGUGGGCGAUACGAUGAAGUACUGUGCUGCAGUUGCUCGACGUAAAGGAAGACCAAAGAAGGGAUCAGGAACUAUAUGUGGUUGCUUCACAUGAGAUAUUACUGAGACUGAAUUUUACACCUGUGGUUUUUUUAAAUCUGAUUUGAAUGUUUUCUUGUGUGUGUGUGUAUAUAUUGAAUUCCUAACUGAAAUAAACUUGAACAAUUUUGUAUACAGUUUAA